Molecule: messenger RNA, 579 nt
Organism: Punctularia strigosozonata HHB-11173 SS5
Lineage: Eukaryota; Fungi; Basidiomycota; Agaricomycetes; Corticiales; Punctulariaceae
Exons: 3
Coding region: 27-356 (109 amino acids)
Source: RefSeq, a predicted model, not a curated record
GCGACCUUGCAGCCGGACAUUCCACCAUGUCCGCCUCCCCCUCCUCACAAAACAAGGAGGCGCUGAAGAGCGCCGUCGGCUUCAGCCUGUUUGGCCUCGCCACUCGCUUCUGGCAACUCGGGAUUCAAAAACGACCACUCAUGCACUACCCGGCAGCGCACGCGGCAUACAUGGGCGUCUUUGGCGUGAUCGGGUACUACGUCUACCACGGCGACCAGCGCGUGCAGGAGCUCAUCCGCGAGAAGCGUGCGGAGAUUGCGGAACGGCGCGCAGCGCGAGCGCAACAGCAAGCGGACGCGGAGUUAUACCGCAUCGAGGCGCAGAGGCAGGCAUCGGAGACGGGUAUCGGGAUAUAACGCCUUCGCCGGCCGGGGAGUCGUCCGGUCUCUCUAUCACUGUCUACUUUCGUCCCUAUGUACCCUGCAAGACUUCAUAAUGCAUCUGCUCGAGUUCCAAACGAUGUGGGGAGCAUUCUUACCUGUGGCCUCCCCAGCGAAAAUCAAGCUUCCUCCGACGUGUGAUAUGUUGACCGGCGCGCAAGUUCAAGCAGACUUGUUACAGAGAGAUUGCACAUGCGAU